UUUGCCACCUCCCACUUCCUCUGUUCCUGUUUAUAUUUCUCCCUAUUCAAUUGUAGUUAUUGAUAGCGUUUUUAGUUAGAGUGAUGAAUGAAAGGCAGUGUGAUUUCUUAUAGUUUACCAGUAUUAUUAGUAUUUUAGCGGCAACAUCACUCCACAAUCGUACAGACAAUAGUCGAUUGGAAUCUACUACCAGGGGUUGCGUCUUAGAUCUUAAAAGGGCAACUGAAUCAUGGCGGGUGGGACCCCUUAGAAUUGACAAGACUGAGUCAACUAAACAUAACGAGGGUGAUGGAGCAGAUGAAUGACCCUUUGACCAUGGUGUCGGAGUCUACUCCAGACACCAUCAGACAGCAGAGGCGCAGGGAGCUGGACGCUCGGCGGAGUAAGUCUCGUGUGCGUCUGGGGUCAUGCCUACAGAGCUGGGGUCAGCUGAAGAACCACCUGGGAUUCUCUCUGCACUCUGAGCUCGCCAACUACCUACUGCAGAGCUAUUUUUCUAAAGUGUGUGACAAAUGCUCAGACAAUAUGAAAGGGGAUACGACUGCCUUGGUGACAUCAAGAGAAUCUCUGCAUCACCUCGUCCUAUUGGUCCACACCCACGGGCAACAGUGCCCCUUCCCACCAACCCUCCAAUCUAACACUGCCAGAGAGAAGCAAGCAGCUGACACAGAGGGAAGCCAGUCAAAGGGAGAGGCAGUGAAGCAAAGAACAGGCCCAAAGCACUUACCACCUCAGACAGGUGCGAAGGACUGUAGUUCUCCAGAGGAUGGCCUCUCCCCAUGUGCUCUGGGGAAGGAAAUGAGAGAACCCCCGGAUGUGUUAGAGGCAGAACUGUGUCUGCACUAUGUCUGUGAGGGAGGGCAUCUGCUUUCAUGGCAACCUAGUCAGAGUGACUGUGAUGAAAAGAGGGGGGCAGGAGAGGGGGAAGAAGAGAUUGUGGAGGGGGAUAUUACCCCUGCAGGUCCAACUAUGUCCAAAGGGAGGAUAGGAGCAAAGGAGCCCAAGAAGGAGAGUGUCACUGGGAGGGGCCGUCUUACUGUGAGGAGGACUAGGGCUCGUGGUGGAGCAAGAUCUGUGGUGACCCAAGAGGAGGCACAGCAGCCAGGAGAGGAGAGGAUGGACCUGACAACCCUAAACUCUGGAGAGAGCAACUCAAGAGGAAGUGAGAAUGCACAGGAAGGGUCAGUGGCAGGAAGUGACACAAUGCCAGCAGAGUCCUUGCAGUCAUUGGAGGAUUGUUUUCAUAGGCGGCUACCUAUGGAAUGUAAUGAUCAUGACGAUGAUAAGGAGCACAACCCAGACAACAUCACUGGAGAGAAGGAUGUCCCUUCACCCGACAGACCGGAGCCAGCCGACAAUGUUUCUCAGAUUGUCAGCAAAAAGAAAAGAAAAACAACACCAAAAGCAAUCUUGCCUUGUGAGUUUGAUGGCUGUGGGAAGAUCUUCUCCUCUCGGCAGUACCUCAAUCAUCAUAUGAAGUACCAGCACUUCCACCAGAGGACGUUCACCUGCUCUCACACUCCCUGUGGAAAGUCCUUCAACUUCAAGAAGCACCUGAAAGAGCAUGAGAAGCUGCACAGCAACCAGAGGGACUUCAUCUGUGAGUUCUGUGCCCGGGCUUUCCGCACCAACAGCCACCUUCUCAUCCACCGCCGCAUCCACACCGGAGAGAAACCGAUACAGUGUGAGGUAUGUGGCUUCACCUGCCGCCAGAAGGCCUCACUCAACUGGCACAUGAAGAAGCACGACGCUGAGAGCAGUUACCAGUUCCCCUGUGAGGUCUGCGGCCGGCGCUUUGAGAAGAGUUACAACCUGACCGCUCACCACCGCAAAAGCCACCCUGACUAGACCUUGAGCCUUACCAUCACCAACACUGACUCAUCCCCCCCACGCCUCUUCCCUGUCCCUGCAGAACAAUGACCACACCACCACAGCCAUCGGCACAGCAACAGAUGACUGCUUUAUCAUUGGCAUGACAUGAAACCAUGAUGCUGUGCUUUGCCCUGAGUUUACACCUGUCGAAAGUGUGUAAAUAAUGCCCCCUUUGGUCUUUUGUCACCCAAAUGUCCAGUAGGUCAGUGGCUCCUAUGCAGUCCAUGGACAAUCUUCCUACUGAAUACAAACAGUCUCCCCUUCGUCCCGAUGUGUGUUUUUGUUACAUGACUCAAUAUUCUUUGGGUUAAGAACGGUAAUGAUUGAGAAGACCACCUUUGGAUGUUGCUUUUGUAUAAAUCUAUUACUAUGUAGUUUUAUUUAUGAGGAAAGUACAGUAUGUCAAAGGGAAGGAAGGGGAAAAAUAAAAAGUUUGUGUUUUACAUUUUGUUUUAUCAUCUUGAAUUAUCAGACUAAUCACGUUACACAUGUUAUCUAUGAGGAAAUGUUGUUAAUAUAUGACUAAACCCCCUUUAAAGAUAGAAUCUGUAGUUUCUACAUAAAUGUUUUGAUGUGUAAAUUAAUGAUAUAUACCAAUUUGUUCUUGAAGAAUAUAACUUAGAAAUGCCACAUGAACUUAGUUAAUCUCUUGUACUCCAUCAGAACCCAAAAAAUGAGUGUAUUAUGCUCCAAUAUUUGUCAACAAAGUACAUGUAAGCAAA
Messenger RNA from Oncorhynchus tshawytscha (Chinook salmon), 2594 nucleotides. RefSeq names its product zinc finger protein 692 (gene znf692). Lineage: Eukaryota; Metazoa; Chordata; Actinopteri; Salmoniformes; Salmonidae. Gene Ontology annotation, biological process: regulation of transcription by RNA polymerase II. The transcript is spliced from 11 exons. Gene Ontology annotation, cellular component: kinetochore; chromosome. The record is from RefSeq and is a predicted model, not a curated record. Gene Ontology annotation, molecular function: chromatin insulator sequence binding. Bases 289 to 1848 code for a protein of 519 amino acids.